GCCUUCCAUUCUUCCUUACUCCUGCGUUGGGUUCAUGACCCCCUGGGAAUCGUGUCAAGACGAGACCAGCAGGUCAUGGGAGGCCAUACUAGAAGAAUCCCUCAAUGAGUUCUCCAUGAACCUUUAUGCCUACCUCAGCCAAUCCCAGCCCAUGAAAAACCUGCUCUUCUCUCCAAUCAGUAUCAGCGUGGUGUUAACCCACUUGUUACUAGGUAAGAGAGGACUCCCAGUCCAAUCCAUGCAAUUCUACGAUGCGGAUCCAGUCAAAUUCACCAAUAGUAGUGAGGUAAACGUGGAAAUGAUCAACAGUUGGGUGGCGAAGCAGAGAAAUAAUAAAAUAAAAGAGCUGGUCGACUCUGUUCCUGCCCACACCGAACUGGUACUCCUCAAUGCUGUGUAUUUCAAUGGUCAAUGGAAGAUGAAAUUUGAUGCAAAAUCCAAGAUGUUUCCAUUUGUGAAACUGAAUGGUGAUACUGUGUUGGUGCCUGUCCUCUACAGUGCCAAAUACAAAUUGGCUAUGCAAUACGUCCCAGCACUGAUGGCACAGGUGGCGAUGUUCCCUCUCUCUGGUGAAAGUAGCCUGUUCAUCCUGCUCCCGCCCACUGCCAAGCUCUCUGACCUGCAAUUGGUGGAGGGGAAGAUGACGGACAAGGCAGUGAGCCAGAUGGUGGAGCAGAUGAAUCAGGUGUCUCCCCAGGCCACCGAGCUUCCCUUAGGUUUGUCGGAGCUGUUCGACAGCGCCAACCUGUGUGGCCUCUACCCCGACAACGAGUUGCUGCUGACGGACGCCCACCACUGGGCCUUCCUCUCCCUGACGGAGCAAGGUGUGGAGGCUGGUGGGGCCACUUCCCUCUCUUUCUCUUCCUUCCCAGCGCCCAGGCCCUUCCUGAUGAUAUUGUGGAGCGACCAGGCCAAGGCACCACUGUUCGUGGGCCGAGUGACCGAGCCGUGA
Messenger RNA from Oncorhynchus nerka (sockeye salmon), 952 nucleotides. Its product is annotated as plasma protease C1 inhibitor-like. Gene Ontology annotation, biological process: negative regulation of endopeptidase activity. NCBI's taxonomy places the organism in Eukaryota, Metazoa, Chordata, Actinopteri, Salmoniformes, Salmonidae. The coding region runs from base 35 to 952 and encodes 305 amino acids. The record is from RefSeq and is a predicted model, not a curated record. The transcript is spliced from 6 exons. Gene Ontology annotation, molecular function: serine-type endopeptidase inhibitor activity.